Molecule: messenger RNA, 1721 nt
Organism: Serpula lacrymans var. lacrymans S7.9
Lineage: Eukaryota; Fungi; Basidiomycota; Agaricomycetes; Boletales; Serpulaceae
Exons: 7
Coding region: 723-1580 (285 amino acids)
Source: RefSeq, a predicted model, not a curated record
CAACAUAUUGAAUGAACUAGUACCGAAGGUGGACUAUCAACACCAGGCUCUCCUUUUGCGACUGUUGCGCUCAGACACGCAACAAUACCGAAAGGUUUUGACAGAGGAUAUCAUUCAGGUCAAACGUCGUUUUGGCUCUAACGAAGCAUUUGAAGAAUCUCUGAACACGGUGUUCGUGAAAUAAGAUUAGAUGAAAGGGAUGGCAUUAGUAUACCAGGUCAGAAGUGGUGGAAAGCGAAGCUUGUGUUCAGCUACGUGGAUGUCUGUUGUCAGUUCAAGUUUGAGGUUCGUUUCAAAGGCUUAUUCCUGAGACCUGCACCAGGUAUGAUCAGCAAGCGGUCAUGAUGUCUUUACAGAAAAAGAAGGUGAUCAGGGUUCGGUAGGGACAAACAGGGGUCCUGGACUGGUCGGAGCGUCGUAUCUUUGAGGGAUGUGCCAUAUCGAUUUCGGAGAUUUCCUGUUCUGGUCAUUAGCACAUGUACUCAGGCUGACGCAAAUGCAAAAUUGUAGUGCUAAUCUGAGUUGACAGAUGUAUCUUUCAAUGCUAAAUACUAUUAAAUGAGUAACGGUCUCAUGCCUUUAUGGCUAUAUAACUGGUGCCGUCUCUAGUCUCUAGUUCUGCUCUCAAUAAACAUCGUGUAGGAUCCUUGAAGGUGGAUUUCUCCUGCUACUUUAGCUUUGCAAAAGUACUACUCAGAGCUCAAUAAUUUGAAUUGCAGGUCAUGACGCUCCCUCGUGUGUGGUUUAUUACUGGGACAUCAUCUGGCUUUGGAAGAGCCGUGACAGAGCUCGUUCUGAAGAAUGGCGAGAUAGUCAUAGCUACCUUACGCAAACCCGAUAUCCUAUCGGAUCUCCAGAUCAAGUAUGGCCAGGAUAAACUCCUCGUCAUUGGAGUGGACGUAACGAAGCAUGGCGACAUCGAGGCGGCAUUCGAGCGUGCUAAGGAAACGUUUGGCCAAAUUAACGUUGUCUUCAACAAUGCUGGGUAUGGGCACCUAUCGGAAGUCGAGGGUACUCCUGACGAUGUUGCGCAUACUAUUUUUGAUGUCAACUUCUGGGGGGCAGUUCAUGUCACUAGAGGAGCUAUCAAGUUCUUCCGUGAAGUUAACAAACCAGGAAUUGGAGGAAUUUUGCUUCAAGCCUCUACUUUGGCAGCACUGAUACCGAUGCCUGGAGCAAGCUUUUACGGCGCCAGCAAGCAUGCACUGGAGGGCUUCAGCGAAGGUCUUGCUGGAGAGUUACUUCCUGCCUGGAACAUAAAGAUUUGUAUAAUCAACCUAGGCAUCUUCCAUACCAACGUUAUGUCAAGCGCGUUAGUCCUGCCGCAACAUCCUGCCUAUUCCGAUCCCGCUUCUGCUACGACCAUCUUCCGCAAACACAUAUUGGAUGCAGUUCUCCCAGGGGAUGUUAACAAGGGUGCCAGUGCUAUCUACAAGCUCGUAGAUUCAGGUCAAAUUCCCCUACGUUUACCUUUGGGCCAGGAUUGCGUCCAGAAUUAUAAACAGAAGAUUGAAAAUCUGACGGAGAGCGUUACGGGGUACGAGUCGUGGUCUGAUGAUUUGAAGCGCGAUGGUAUAUGACUAGGGUACACGGAUGGAUAGUGAAGUAAUGCGAGGUGGAUAAUGUUGAGCAUUAUGUAGGGAAACGGUACUAUUCCCAGCAGGGCUUCGAACUUGUAUCCAGUGCAGUUGACUUAUCUGAGCUAAAUUGUUCAAACUAGA